AUGUCGCUCGAGUUGACGCAGAUGAUGUCUAGCAAGGGCGGCGGGACCUCAGAGUCCGACGGCGACGCGGAAAACGCGGGUUCGAACGCCAACGCGAACGCGCCUGCUCCGCAUCCCUCGCAAUUCGCGCACAAUGCGCACGGCGACGCGCCGGCGUUGACGACGCCGACUUCGCCGACGCCGAAGCGCGCGCGGUCCGCGACCGCGCCGAACCCGACGCACGCGGGCGCGAAAAAUUUCAUCGCGCGGCUGCGAGAGUCCGAGAGCGAGGACGCGACGAGGGCGGCGGCGACGAACGCCGCGGGUGCCAAGGAGGUCUCGCCGCCUCCGUCGCGCGACGACGGCGCCGACGCGUUGACAAACGUCGGCGUGGAGCACGAGAACCGUCUGGACGCGUUCGAAGAAGACGCGAUUCACGCCCUGAGCGGGCUGUGUAACACGCAAGACGACGUCACGGAGAACGGCGUGGGCGGCGGCGGCGCGGGCGGCGGCGGCGGUGGCGGCGGAAGCAGAGCGAAGAACACCCCGGCGUCGCCGCAGUCGAAGCGUUCGAAGAAACCGAAUCCGUCGUCGACGCCGCGCGCGAAGAACGGCGCCGGCGCCGCCGCGAAAUCGGGCUCGGUAUCCGCCUCGGACGGCGGCGUCGGCGGCGGCGGUGCGGGCGCGCCCUUUCUGGGAGGGACCGGGCCGUCGAACUCGAGGAAAGCCGCGGACCAUCGACGCCUUCUGAAGAGCUACAUGAAGGCUCUGUUUCGUCACCUUAAGCUCCCCGCGGAUCUGAAACCAGCCGGGGACGCGAGCUACCGCGACCGCAUCAACGCCGCGCUGAUGUUCUGGUUCGGGGACACGUUCGCGCCCGGGAAGGCGACGAGGGAGUGCAACGCGCUGAAGGUCAUGGCGAGCAUCGUGUACCUCGCGACGAAAGGGAGGGUGAACGUCGACGCGGACGCCGUGUCGGGCGUGCUGAGGAAAGGCCUCAAUUCGAAAAACGCAAACUACACCGUGGACGAGCCGUCGUUGAAGCGUCUGAAGGUGACGACCGCGGAGCUCCGAGCGCUGUUCGAGGGUCCGAGCAGGGUGGACGAGCUCGGGUUCCCGUGCGGGCUUCCUCUGCGGCUGCCGGACGACGACGAGAAGCGACCGCGCGCGGCGACGACGAACGCGCGGCGGGCGGCGGCGGGUUCGGACGCGCCGGCGUCCGAAGCCGUCGUCGUCGUCCGAGGCGCGCGGUCGAAGCGCGAGCGCGGGAGCGUCGGCGGCAACGGCGUCGACGCGAACGGGGCAUGGAAACACGCUUCCAUCGCCGCCACGAACGGCACGUCGCUCGCGGCGCGCGAGGAGAAGGAGCCGCCUCUUUCGGCGGCGCCGACGACGAACGGAAAGACGCCGACUCUCGCGGCGAAGACGACGGCGGCCGAUUCCGCCGCCGACGCGCCCGCGGACGACGUGAACGCCGCCGACGACCUCGGGUCGCCGCUCUUCUCCCCGACGGGGACGGUCGCCGCCGCGUUCGCGGCCGCGGCGUUGGCGCCGAAGCGCGAGGACCGACGCGCGGAGACGCGGGCGUUCAUCGACGGCGCGAUGGCGAGCGUCCUCGCGGAGAUUUCCGCGCACGCGGUGGACGUGCAGCUGGAGAUGCUGAACAGCGCGCAGCGAGAGCUGAUGAAUUACGCGCAGAGGCUCGCGAAGGAGCAACAGGAGCUCGCGGCGAAGGAGAAGGAGAAGAGCGUCGCGGGAGGGGGGCCCGCGAAGAGGAAGAGAGGUGGAGGGGAGGGGGACGACGCGUGA
Molecule: messenger RNA, 1788 nt
Organism: Micromonas pusilla CCMP1545
Lineage: Eukaryota; Viridiplantae; Chlorophyta; Mamiellophyceae; Mamiellales; Mamiellaceae
Exons: 1
Coding region: 1-1788 (595 amino acids)
Source: RefSeq, a predicted model, not a curated record